UGGAUUUCUCAAGCUUGAGGUUUAAAAAACUCUUCUCCUCCCUUGCACUCUGUACUCUGUAGCCUGUGCAGUUCUCUCGCUCUCUCUUACAAAUGCAACUUCUUCAGGCUCUGUGUUCUUCCAAUCUCUCUUUUCCAACCUCAGACUCAGUACUAAAUAAAGGGCAUACUUCACCAAAGAAAUCUGUUCAUCCUUCCCACGUUAAUUUUUGCGUUGCAAUUCAAAGACAUGAGGGAGUUGCAUGGCUUUCGCAAAACCGCUCGAAUUGGAGCCUAGUAGCCACUAGAGCUGCUCCUGUGGAAGCUGGCAGCUCCACGAUGUCAACGAGCGCUGCUGAGAAAGAUGUCUUGAAAGCCUUAUCUCAGAUCAUUGAUCCAGACUUUGGGACAGAUAUUGUCUCAUGUGGGUUUGUGAAAGAUUUACUUAUUGAUGAAGACUUAGGAGAGGUUUCAUUUCGGUUGGAGCUUACUACGCCAGCAUGUCCAAUCAAGGACAUGUUUGAGCAGCAGGCAAAUGAGGUGGUUGCUAUGCUUCCUUGGGUUACAAAAGUUAACGUGACAAUGUCAGCGCAGCCUGCUAGACCUGUUUUUGGGAAUCAACUUCCAAUGGGUCUACAGACUAUUUCGAGUAUUGUGGCAGUUUCAAGUUGCAAGGGAGGAGUGGGAAAAUCAACUGUAGCCAUAAAUCUUGCUUAUACUUUGGCUGGUAUGGGUGCUCGAGUUGGCAUUUUUGAUGCUGAUGUUUAUGGGCCAAGUCUACCAACAAUGGUGUCCCCUGAAAAUCGGUUGCUGCUGAUGAACCCAGAGAAGAAAACUAUUAUUCCAACAGAAUACUUGGGUGUCAAGUUGGUAUCUUUUGGAUUUGCUGGGCAAGGUCGUGCAGUAAUGCGAGGUCCAAUGGUUUCAGGUGUCAUUAACCAGUUGCUGACGACUACUGAGUGGGGAGAGCUAGACUAUCUUGUCAUUGAUAUGCCUCCUGGAACUGGUGACAUCCAACUUACUUUAUGCCAGGUAGUCCCAUUAACUGCAGCUGUUAUUGUUACUACCCCUCAGAAGCUAGCAUUCAUAGAUGUAGCAAAAGGUGUUCGCAUGUUUUCGAAGCUUAAGGUGUGCAACUCAUGGGUUCCAUGCGUUGCUGUAGUUGAGAAUAUGUGCCACUUCGAUGCUGAUGGGAAACGCUACUACCCAUUUGGUAGAGGUUCAGGUUCUCAGGUCGUCCAACAGUUUGGAAUCCCCCAUCUGUUUGAUCUUCCUAUCAGACCAACUCUGUCUGCUUCUGGAGAUAGUGGAAUUCCUGAAGUAGUUGCUGAUCCUCUAGGGGAAGUUGCCAAGACAUUCCAGGACCUUGGUGUAUGUGUUGUCCAACAGUGUGCAAAGAUUCGCCAACAAGAUUGUUUUUUUUUUUCAGUGUCAACAGCUGUAACAUAUGAUAAAUAUAUUAAAGCAAUCAAGGUUAAAGUACCAGAUUCAGAUGAAGAGUUCCUUCUGCAUCCUGCAACUGUUAGACGGAAUGACCGCUCUGCCCAAAGUGUUGAUGAGUGGUCCGGGGAGCAGAAAUUGCAAUAUGCAGAUGUCCCUGAAGACAUAGAACCUGAAGAUAUUCGGCCUAUGGGAAACUAUGCUGUUUCAAUUACAUGGCCAGAUGGAUUUAGUCAGAUUGCCCCCUAUGAUCAAUUGCAAACCAUAGAGCGAUUAGUUGAUGUUCCAGAACCGACUCCUGUGCAGGCAUGAUAGGUGCUGAUGGAAAUUGGAAGAGAUAUCGUCUUAUAGUUAUAUGAAGAUUGAAGAGAAACAAAAAGAAUAAUCUGGAUACUGAAUGGAGUUCUAUAAGUGUGAUCUUCAUUCUUAUUGAUUUCUUUGGCGGAUGCAAAUAUCUAUGUACAUUAUAGAUAGUUAUAUGUAAGCAUGCAAUCUUA
Messenger RNA from Telopea speciosissima, 1915 nucleotides. RefSeq names its product fe-S cluster assembly factor HCF101, chloroplastic. The coding region runs from base 93 to 1730 and encodes 545 amino acids. Gene Ontology annotation, cellular component: chloroplast stroma. The record is from RefSeq and is a predicted model, not a curated record. Gene Ontology annotation, biological process: iron-sulfur cluster assembly. Gene Ontology annotation, molecular function: ATP binding; ATP-dependent FeS chaperone activity; 4 iron, 4 sulfur cluster binding. The transcript has 16 exons. NCBI's taxonomy places the organism in Eukaryota, Viridiplantae, Streptophyta, Magnoliopsida, Proteales, Proteaceae.